Molecule: messenger RNA, 765 nt
Organism: Drepanopeziza brunnea f. sp. 'multigermtubi' MB_m1
Lineage: Eukaryota; Fungi; Ascomycota; Leotiomycetes; Helotiales; Drepanopezizaceae
Source: RefSeq, a predicted model, not a curated record
AUGUUCACAACAGGGGAUAGCAUGAUAGCAGCUGAAGCUAUGUAUUUGUACACUGAUAUUAUUGUUAUCGUUGUUAGCGUAAUCGACGCGGUAAUCGAGAUAGAAGCAAGGAGGCAGGCUCGUGUCGGAACGCAAAAUCCUUUCUUCGAAAGGCAGCUGGGAUCCGACCCCGGCUUUCCAACCUCUCCGGCCGCAGGAAAGAGAGCUGGAGGGUUCGGCAGAGGCACUUCGUACGGGGUGAAGAAUCGUAGCCCCCCUCGUGUAUUUGUACAGCCCCUUCUUCUUCACGAUGGAAGAUCGGGCGAUCCCGCUUGCACUACCUCCGUAGACCAAGCCAAAAAAGUGAGCCCCCUCGUGAUGAAACCAUCACCGCUCCGCAUCCUCGGAAAUGUGUUCGGUUAUGAUGCUGCAUGUAAGCAAGGACGGAAAUACAAAAGCACACCCACACCCAGCCACCUACCCACACCCAGCCACCUACGUGCACCUUCCCCUUUCCCCUCACACAAAACAAAGCCAGCUCCUUCCCCGCUCGCAACGAGCGAAACCCCGCGCGGCAACGCGAAUUCCACGCCCGUCGCGGCAGUCGCUAGCAGUGCACAAGCCGCGCUCUACGAUACGUGUGAAGUCACUCUACUCGAAGAGAUCGAACGUCCUCGGAAGCAGGGGUUUGGAGAUGCACGCACGAUGAAGCCUGGACGGGGCGAGGCCGCUACUCGAUAUCCAGGCGCGAGAUCUCUCGUGGGCAGGGAUUCAAGUCGUGGAUAG